Messenger RNA from Rasamsonia emersonii CBS 393.64, 939 nucleotides. RefSeq lists its product as uncharacterized. Gene Ontology annotation, molecular function: nucleic acid binding. The record is from RefSeq and is a predicted model, not a curated record. The transcript has 4 exons. Lineage: Eukaryota; Fungi; Ascomycota; Eurotiomycetes; Eurotiales; Trichocomaceae. Bases 1 to 939 code for a protein of 312 amino acids.
AUGGCGGCUGGCAAGGAAGCUGUGUCCUUUGAUGCGAUAAUCCAAGCCGAACGCCAGAAGAGAAAAAACGAGGCUCUUGCCAAUGAAAUUCUAACCAAGAACCGAAGAGUCAGCGCUCCUGGGUCUGGUGUGGGAAACCGAAAGCAGGCUGCUGCCCCUGGAGGAAGCCUUGCGAGCAGGAUUGGGGUAGCUAAGCGUUUCGCAUCGACUUCGUCCAAGCCAGCGCUCACGGCUGUACGCUCCCACCUCUCCUCGCGCUCGACUUCUGCGAACGCGCGCCGCGCACGUGAGGAUCGCCUGCUAGAAGCGAUCAACCCGGAGAAUGGACAAGCACAAAUUCGCGACAACGACGUCGGUAUCACCAUCAAGGGGGCAAGCUCAGGGCCCUUUAUUGUGGUGGGGAGCAACUUUGCGCCAGGAACCACCGCUGCUGAUAUUCAGACCGCUCUGGAACCCGUCGCUGGAGAAAUCGUAAGCUGUCGGAUUACUUCGCAGUAUCCUAUUGUUACGGCCGAAAUAGCAUGUGCAGAGAGAUCGGGCGCCGAGAACGUUGUUGCCAAGUUCCACAAUCAAAAGGCGGAUGGUAGAAUUCUUUCAAUGCGCUUGAAAACCGCCGGCACUUUCAACCCUCCCACAGGUCCUCGCGCUUUAUCGAAUUCUCAGACUCCAUACGAUGGAUUAAGGGAGCAAGCAGAUCGCGAGCGCAGGGAGAACCGCCGAGCGGACCCUCAGAUCCAGGACGGCACUUAUGGUUUCGACGAGCAAAAUGGCCAGCCGUUUGACAAAAACGGCAGAGGCAAUGCACGAUUCAACAACCGGAGAGAGAACGGCCCUGCCAGAGGAAAAGGGGCACGCGAACAGCAGGAAACUGGUCUGUACAGCGACGAGAUGAUGGUUGAUGCUCCUGCGCAGGGCUCCCGCAGAGGCCGUUUCCGAUAA